Kockovaella imperatae is the source of this 1161-nucleotide messenger RNA. RefSeq names its product putative proteasome component. The coding region runs from base 207 to 1121 and encodes 304 amino acids. The transcript is spliced from 8 exons. NCBI's taxonomy places the organism in Eukaryota, Fungi, Basidiomycota, Tremellomycetes, Tremellales, Cuniculitremaceae. The record is from RefSeq and is a predicted model, not a curated record. Gene Ontology annotation, molecular function: threonine-type endopeptidase activity. Gene Ontology annotation, cellular component: proteasome core complex.
UGAUCAUCCCCGGGUUCGCGCCGCCGCGAACCAACGCUUGGCUCAGCGUCGACUAUCGCUCAGCAGACUUGGUCUUCUGGGACAUCACACAGCGAGCAAAGACCGCACUACGAAAGACGAAGACAGUGAAACGAAGACUAUACAAACCUCUUAGUCUGACUUGGUCCUUCUGAUCGCUCUUCCAUUACUGUAGCGAGCUCGUCAUCAUGGACACCCUUGUUAGACAAUUGUCUCGACCAGCUGUGCCGGUGCAUGGAGAAGACGACGAGGCUUACGGGAAUGCCGCAGAAUGGGGCAGUAUGGGAGGUUAUGGCAAUCUGUCGAGGACGGGAGCAAUCAGCGGGAUGACAGUGCCCAGAGUCUUAGAUCCUAUCUCCUUCCUCGCUACGCAUACCGACAACCUUUCCACUAACCCUGAGGCUAAGAUUAAGCUGGCUCACGGAACCACUUGUCUUGCUUUCAAAUUCAGAGGAGGGAUUAUUGUCGCUGUGGACUCUCGAGCGUCAGCCGGGAGUUAUAUUGCGAGUGGAACGGUCAAGAAAGUGAUCGAGAUCAACCCAUACCUGCUGGGAACUAUGGCUGGAGGAGCUGCCGAUUGCCAAUAUUGGGAGACAUAUCUUGGGAUCCGGUGCAGACUAUACGAGCUGAGGAACAAGGAGCGUAUAAGUGUUGCUGCGGCGAGCAAAAUCCUUACCAACCUGGUAUACCAAUACAAGGGAAUGGGACUGAGCAUGGGAACGAUGAUCGCCGGUUGGGACAAAACUGGCCCCGCUUUGUUCUAUGUCGACAGUGAUGGGCAGAGGAUAAAGGGCAAUUUGUUCUCUGUGGGAUCAGGAAGUACCUUUGCAUAUGGUGUCCUUGACCAGGGCUACUCGUAUGACCUGUCAGAUGAAGAGGCUCAGGAUCUGGGUCGCCGAUCCAUUAUCGCUGCCGGUCACCGUGACGGAUACUCGGGCAACACCUGCAAUCUGUAUCAUGUCCGCGAGAAUGGAUGGGAGUUCAUCGGCAACUACGACGUCAGUCAGGAGUGGUACAAAUACAACGAGAAGGAGAAAAAGGCAUUGGAGCACGCCGGCAAAGCAGGGGUCCAGGGAGGAUCUCCUAUGGCUGUCGAAGCAUGAACACGAGCAUCGGGUACCUGACAUGCAUGUAAUACGAGAC